Messenger RNA from Acanthochromis polyacanthus (spiny chromis), 6763 nucleotides. RefSeq names its product zinc finger protein OZF-like. Bases 247 to 1713 code for a protein of 488 amino acids. The record is from RefSeq and is a predicted model, not a curated record. Lineage: Eukaryota; Metazoa; Chordata; Actinopteri; Pomacentridae. Gene Ontology annotation, biological process: regulation of transcription by RNA polymerase II. The transcript is spliced from 5 exons. Gene Ontology annotation, molecular function: DNA-binding transcription factor activity; RNA polymerase II cis-regulatory region sequence-specific DNA binding.
CGAUGUGUGUUAGCAUUAGCAUUAGCCACGGAGUCAACUUUGUCUGUUUACCAAUAAUUGCCGCGUGUUUUGUAAUUGUUCAGUUGAAAAUAAGAUUUCAGGCUAAUUGGUGCUAAUUAGAGGGUUCCAGCUAAGACCAGUGAAUUCAUCCUGUUUGUAAUGGUGAUUGGCAGGAGGAGGAGAGUCUGACGGAGGAGCAGAGGAAUGUUGGCAGCCAUUUAGUCUGAGCUCAACAACGGAGGAAACAUGGAUUCUUCACACAAAAAAUGUAAACACAGCAAUGGAGUGAAAUGUCGGACCUCUGAGGAGGAUAAGGAUGGUUCGGCAACAACAGCAAAAAGAGAUGAAUCCCUCAGUUGUGAGCAAUGUGGCAAGACUUUUAUCACAGCAGCAAAGCUAAGAAUUCACAAAUGUAUUCACACUGUGGGCAAACCAUUCAGCUGUGAUCAGUGUGGAAAGGCUUUUACUCAGAGAAGUACGUUAAGAAGUCAUCAACUCAUUCACAGUGGAGUUAAACCAUUCAGCUGUGACCAGUGUGGAAAGGCUUUUACUGACAAGAGUACGUUAAGAAGUCAUCAACUCAUUCACAGUGGAGUUAAACCAUUCAGCUGUGAUCAGUGUGGAAAGGCUUUUACUCAGAAAGGCGCAUUAAGACUUCAUAGACUCAUUCACAGUGGAGUUAAACCAUUCAGCUGUGAUCAGUGUGGAAAGGCUUUUACUCAGAAGGGCACAUUCAGACGUCAUAGACUCAUUCACAGUGGAGUUAAACCAUUCGGCUGUGAUCAGUGUGGAAAGGCUUUUACUCACAAGAGUACUCUAGCAAGUCAUCAACUCAUUCACAGUGGAGCGAAAUUGUUCGGCUGUGAUCAGUGUGGAAAGGCUUUUCCUCUGAAGAGUGCAUUAAGACGUCAUCAACUCAUUCACAGUGGAGUUAAACCAUUCAGCUGUGAUCAGUGUGGAAAGGCUUUUACUCGGAAGAGUCAGUUGAAAAGUCAUCAACUCAUUCACAGUGGAGUUAAACCAUUCAACUGUGAUCAGUGUGUGAAAACCUUUACUCAACAUGAACAGUUGUUGAUCCAUCAAUGCCCCCAUUCUGGUAGAAAGCCGUACCACUGUGACUCCUGUGAAAAAACUUUCAAGCACCAACAGAGCUUAAAAUGUCACCAACGCAUCCACACUGGACAUGAUGUGUAUGCAUGUGAUCACUGUGGCGAACCGUUUGCACGGUACUCAGAGUUAAAAGCUCAUGAAGUGACCCACACUGGGGUUAAACCAUACAUUUGUGACCAGUGUGGGAAACACUACAGCUACAUUACAUGCCUCAAAGUUCACCAACGUGUCCACACUGGGGAGAGACCAUACAGAUGUGACAAGUGUAAGAAGUCUUUUACAACUUUGGGUUCCCUGAAACGACAUCGGCAGAUCCACACCAGAAAGAAAGCAUUCAAUCAGUGUCACAGUGAGCAGAACGGAACAAAUGGACUAAACUCUCAGACUUGUCAGCACUCAACCAGUGGUGAACAGUGCUGCUUUGACCAAUCUGGACCAACGUCCAACCAACAAGGAACCCUACAACGACACCAGCGUAUGCACACUGGACACAGACUGAACCCCUGCCAAGAAGAUUUCUCCAUGCAGGGUUCAGUAAAAGUUCAUGAAGUCCUCCACAAACUUAAAGUCCUUGAGAUCCGGCUUCACAGAAUUCAGGUCUAACUUCUUGUUUAGUGACUUCGUUGCUUCGUUGCAAAAUCUGUAAAGAGUAAAGCUGUCGUUAACAGAUGUGACUGGUAAAUUAAUUAAAUCAUUCAAAGUGGUUACUCAGUUAAAUGAAUUAUCAGUGGUAGAGGAAUAGACGUCUGGAAGGAGGCAGUGAGCAGCAGGGAGAAUUUCCUUGAUUCCCAGUUUAAUCGUUCCUCAGAUCCCUCUGGGCUGCAGGAACCCGUUAGAUGCAGAGCUGGUUCAGUGAUUCUCUGAUGAUUAAUCAUAAUUGAUUUAGGAGAUUACUGGCCUUAGGGUGUCUAUCUAUCUGUCUAUCCACCUAUCUGUCUGUCAUGUGUGAGUUGAAAUAUACAAACAUGAAGUGUUCUAUGAAAAGUCCAAUCUUUGAAAGCUGACAUGUAGUUUAGAAUCAUUUCUUUGUAAAUUAGCUGCAUCCAGUCAUUACCAUGACAUUGGCAUCAUGGAACCAUGACCACAUAUAUGUGUCUGGAGAUAGUGGCAUUUUUAUAACGGCACAUUUUCAUGCUUUGACAGAUACAGUGAGGGAAAAAAGUUUUCAGACACCCUGAAAUAUUUGUUGAAAAGUCUUUUUUUGUGUGUUUCUAAGUGUGUUGCUGCAUCAGACAGACACAAAUACAAAUGAUAUUUUUUUGUUUGUUGUUUACAAGAAAAACUAACAAACUAAAUUCUUCCAAAUUUCUCAUUUUAUGGAACCAGUCAAUUUUCUGUUUUUAAUGUCUUUUUUAAGGAUGUUUAGUUUCAUGAUUGUACUAAAAUAAAUGACUCUUGAAGACCUCAAAGUGAUUCUUAAUGCAGUAUUUCACAAAUGUAUGGGAUGCCCAAAACCUUUUUUCCACUGCCGUAUUUAACAGCAAUCUGAUGUGCUGAUGUUAGUAAGACAAACAAGUGAAGGUUUCAGGCUUUUAUCUAGAAUUGUUCUUGAGAUAUUCAUCUUCAAACAGCCUCAAAUUUCAAUGUGACAAAAUCAAAACAAGUGAAACUGGGUCUACAGUCCACUGACAAACCUAAAAAGUCAUCAACUCAUUCACAGUGGAGUUAAACCAUUCAACUGUGAUCAGUGUGUGAAAACCUUUACUCAGCAUGAAUAGUUGUUGAUCCAUCAAUGCCCCCAUUCUGGUAGAAAGCGGUACCGCUGUGACUCCUGUGAAAAAACUUUCAAGCACCAACAGAGCCUAACAUGUCACCAACGCAUCCACACUUGACAUGAUGUUUACGUAUGUGAUUACUGUGGCGAACCAUUUGUACAGUACUCACAGUUAAAAGCUCAUGAAGUGACCCACACUCAGGUUAAACCAUACAUUUGUGACCAGUGUGGGAAACGCUACAGCUACAUUGCAUACCUCAAAGUUCACCAAUGUGUCCACACUGGGGAGAGACCAUACAGAUGUGACGAGUGUAAGAAGGCUUUUGAAGCUUUGGGUUCCCUGAAACGACGCCAGCAGUUCCACACCAGAAAGAAAGCAUUCAAUCAGUGUCACAGUGAGAACGGAACAGAUGGACAAAACUCUCAGACUUGUCAGCACUCUGCCAAUGGUGAACAGUGCUGCUUUGACCAGUCUGGACCAACGUCCAACCAACAAGGAACCCUACAAUGACACCAGCGUAUGCACACUGGACACAGACUGAACCCCUGCCAAGAAGAUUUCACAAUGCAGGGUUCAGUAAAAGUUCAUGAAGUCCUCCACAAACUUAAAGUCCUUGAGAUCCGGCUUCACAGAAUUCAGGUCUAAUUUCUUGUUUAGUGUCUUUGUUGCUUCGUUGCAAAAUCCAUUAAGAGGAAAGCUGUCGUUAACAGAAGUGACUGGUAAAUUAAUUAAACCAUUCAAAGUGGUUACUCAGUUAAAUGAAUUAUCAGUGGUAGAGGGAUAGCAGGGUUCUCACCAGGAUUUUUUUCAGCAUAACGGCAGGUCCUCCCGCAUGCACAAUAGCCUUCAUUAAAUCUCCCGAGCGGCCGGCCCAGAUGUCAGCCAAUGGGCGUCACGCAGAUACUCCAAAUGCUCAUGAUUUAGGUCACUAUUCACCAUACAUGGCAUUGUAACCCCGAGAUUGGAAGCGACUCUUAAUUUUAGACAGGAACGGGUCAAUCGACAGGAAAGUACGGCUGAGGUGGGGAGACAUAAAUUAACCUCGAUAGGCACCCAGUCGAUAAAAACUCUUUCACAGCGCCAACUGCCCCAACAAAGAAGUUUUCUCACAUAAAUAUGGAAAUAUUACGCAAGCAAAUGUGCUCAAAACACAAUAUCACAACUUGAAAGGCAGCGUAGUGGCCCUAAUCACAGCGUAAUCUUUUAAACUGACAGCGUAACGGCCCAUUACGCUGAAAUGCGCUGGCAAGAACCCUGGGAUAGACGUCUGGAUGGAGGCAGUGAGCAGCAGGGCGAAUUUCCUCAAAUACCAGCUUAAUGGUUCCUCAGAUCCCUCUGGGCUGCAGGAACCCGUUAGAUGCAGAACUGGUUCAGUGAUUCUCUGAUGAUUAAUCAUAAUUAAUUUAGGAGAUUACUGGCUGUAGGAGUCUCUUUCAUCUCAGGACAGUGAUGAAGAAUCUCUAAUAUUGAACAAGUAGAUCAACUAAUCUCUGAUUAUGUGCGAGUUUAAAUAUAAAAACAUGAAGUGUUCUAUGAAAAGUCCAAUCUUUGAAAGCUGACAUGUAGUUUAGAAUCAUUUCUUUGUAAAUUAGCUGCAUCCAGUCAUUACCAUGACAUUGGCAUCAUGGAACCAUGACCACAUGUAUGUGUCUGGAGAUAGUGGCAUUUUUAUAACGGCACAUUUUCAUGCUUUGACAGAUACAGUGAGGGGAAAAAAGUUUUCAGACACCCUGAAAAUUUUUAUACAAUCUUAAAUAUUAUCUUGAAAUAUUUGUUGCAAAGUCUUUUUUUGUGUUUCUAAGGGUGUGGCUGCAUCAGACAGACACAAAUACUAAUGAUAUUUUUGUUGUUUGUUGUUUACAAGAAAAACUAACAAAACUAAAUUCUACCAAAUUUCCCAUUUUAUGCAACCAGUCAAUUUUCAGUUUUUAAUGUCUUUUUUUAAGGAUGUGUUUAGUUUUAUGAUUGUACUAAAAUAAAUGACUCUUGAAGACCUCAAAGUGAUUCUUAAUGCAGUAUUUCACAAAUGUAUGGGAUGUCCAAAAACUUGUUCCACUGCUGUAUUUAUCAGCAAUCAGGGGCCUGUUUCACGAAGGAAACAGGAUCAAUACGUAAGUUUAAAUGUAGUCCUUUGUAAUCGUAAUAAUAUUACAGGGAAUAACUGUCUGAAUGGUAGAAUAGUAAGUUAUUUCAUUUAGGGGAAAUCCCGACGGGGCAGCAGCUUAAGAUGAAAUAUAAAAACAUUGUUCAAACAGGUCAGACCUCGGCAUUAUCUCAUGGAGGUCCUUCAUGUUGAUCAUGUUUUACAUUGUAAAGUAGCCUAAAUAUUAAGUGGCUGUUUGACUGUGCAGUUGUUUUAUCCACAUAGCCUAAAUGUCUGCAUCCAUAUCAUGUCCUGUUAAAUAAUUAAGACUAAACUAACAUAGACUUCUGCUCAGCCAACAGAAAGAAAGCAGAUGUCUGUAAAACGGAGGUAUAAAAGGUCGUGUGUGUGUGUGUGUGUGUGUGUGUGUGUGUGUGUGUGUGUGUGUGUGUGUGUGUGUGUGUGUGUGUGUGUGUGUGUGUGUGUGUGUGUGUGUGUGUGUGUGUGUGUGUGUGUGUGUGUGUGUGUGUGUGUGUGUGUGUGUGUGUGUGUUUAGUUCUCUUUUGUGUCUUUUUUUUGUCUUUUGGCCCCUUCACACCACAACAGACCUUGUAAUUGUAAGUUGGCAACACUCCAAAGAUUUAUCCAAAUGGUAGUUUAAGUUUACUGAAACAUGUCACUGAUCUACAGGGCCGGACUGGGAAAGAAAUUCAGGCCGGGAGAUUUCCAAUCAGUCAGGCCACUUUCGCCACCGCAAGGCUUGUGUCACGUGGGAUAAUGCACCAAAAUUUUGUUUUUUCCUUACAAAAAUAUGCCUUUUACAGUUAUGUUAUAGCAAUUGCAACACUACUAAACAGACAGUAAGUCUAUUAAACACAACCAUAACGACAGCUCCAUACAGUCCAGUACUUUUCUCUUCUGUAAUCUCUUCACUACCCUCACCAAUUUUUCCAAUGUUUUCCUUUUCCUAUUAUUUAUAUAACGUGGAAUUAAAAAUAUAUAUAUUAUUUUGUCAGCAAAUCAUUUAGAUGUCAGCUGGUCAUAGCUAAUAGUAUAUGCAAACACCAAUGUUCAUUUUAGAACUGAAAAUUGUAAGUCAACUGCCUAUCCUACCGGAAGAGGGGGUCUCAAACGUUUUCAGGCUUCCUGCAACCCACCUGACACCUGUGGAGCUUAUUUGGGUCAGACAUUUUUAUUAUAUUUUGGCCUUUGAAGUCUGAUGAUGCAUUUGUGAGAAGAACCGACCGUUUGUAAACUUACUUGAAGUAAGGGUGCUCCAUAAUCAGGGCUGCACAUAAGUGGUCCGCAUGCGCGCUUGCGUACUGAACGUGGGCUUCAAAGGUUUUCAUACGUACCGUUUUGCGUACCGAUGGCUCUAACCAUGAGGAAAAGCACUUCUCAAAAUGUCAGAGGCAGGCCCCGUAAUUAUUUUCGUGUUCCUCCACCCCCUUCACAAAAAAUCCGACAGAGUCGUCACCGGAGCCACCGGAAAAAGAGCUUGCUUUUUUUUCGGUGGCAUCAGAGCCGUCGGUACGCAAAGCCUUUGAAGCCCAGCGCAUUCGUCAACGUUCAGUACGCAAGUGCGCAUGUGGACCACUUAUGUGCAGCCCUGUCCAUAAUCUUCGCUCCGUCCACUCUCUCGCCUCACUCUCAUAUCACCGCUCUGCAGUGAAUGCUUCCGUUCUCACUAUGAAGGGGCGGGCCAUAAAGCAACUAACCAAUCAUGGCAGAUCUGUAAAUUGAAAUACUGGAGCACAAGUUAGAGGUGGUGAUGGUCACAGGUGAAUUAUGUUAACUACUGGAACAUGAACUGAACUAUCUUUUAUUUGUAGGAAAUAAAGAAGAGCAAAUGAAA